ACAUUUCCGAAACAACAACGAAAUUUCUCGUCUAACAGUAAAUACAACAAAAUGGCGCUACGAUUGCGUCGAGAUGUCCAGAAGGCUUCAUACUAUGUCUGGUUUCUAGGAGCAGAAGAAGCCAAAGGCUUACGUGGAAAUCGAGUCAUAAAUUCCGUGCUGCCGUAUCUGAUAGAUAGAUCACGGUCACAGGAACCCAUUAAAGUAACCCUACAAGUAUCACAUAAAGGAAUUAAAAUUAUACAGGGCUCUUCCAAACAUUUUAUACCACACAGUGCCAUAACCAGUUCGGUUCAGACAGAUGAUAUAGUCGCCUGCGUAUUGUUGCUAUAUAACCCCAUAACCAAGUGUCCACUGCAUGUACAUGCCUAUCGCUGUGAUUCGGAAACCACAGCCGAGGCUCUAAAUCAACAGCUGCAGAUUUUAAUAAAUCGUCCCGAAAAUCAAAAACGUUUUGAAGAACUGGAAUCAAGAUUGGGCAUCAUCCCGGGCAUGCCCGCGGCCAAAAAUUCCAGUCAUGAUGAUUUGUUGCACAACAACAAAAAGGAAUCAGCACAACAUCAUUCACAACAACAACAUUCCAGAUCACGACAUGAAGCACCACCCAAACGCCUACUCUCCUCCAUGGGUAGCGAUACGGGCAAUAGUACUCGUGAAUCGGAGGGUAGUGAUGAUAUAAAUGGCAAUUCUCCAAUGUCACGUUCACCAUCAGGCAUCAAGCCUCCAUUGCCUUUACCGGCCCAAAACAACGAACUAUUUGAUUCAUUGGCAGCAGAAUUGCGUGCCAAAUUGAAUGGCAAUGGUCCACCGUUGUUGUUGCCACCAAGAGAUUAUGAUACGGUGCAUAGAUCUAAGGGUAAUCUGGCAGCUAUCGAAUUGCGUAGAUGCCGUAAUUCGUUGAUUGUUGGCAGUGACAGACCGGCUGCAUCGCCAAAUAUAUCGGCGGGUAGCAAUGUUGGCGGUGGUGGUAAACAGGUUUCAUCACGCGGUUCUUCUGGUAUUGGCUCGGAUUUGGCACCUAGUCCCGAACGUCAGGACAUAAAUAGUUCAAGUGACGACGACCACUGGAGCAAUGAAGCCGACAAUUCAGUCAUAGCCCUGAAACCAUCACAAAUAGCAAUGGAACGUUCGGCCCCAAUAAGUCAACAUCAUGUAAAUUUGUCACGCAAAAAUGCUGUACACCCACGGGAUGAUGGCUAUCUGAGAGAUUUGCCUGCCAAGCCAUAUACACCACGCAGUGCUGCUGCCACUAAACCCGAAAAGGUGCCCAUUAUUGAACGAGAUGUAAAUCGUUCAAAAACUCCAGCUUCCAAUUCAUGGUGCCGCGAAGAUGAAAUUAAACCCAUCAUUGUUAGACCCACAAAUUAUGAUUCGAAAAUUAAUCGAGUUUUACAAAGUGAACAACAAUUCGCUCACGAAGAUAAGGGCCGAUCCAAGCUACACGAAGAUCGUAAAAAUGCCUAUCUUAAUCAUGUGGAAUCAGCUGAGCAACGUUUUAAAUCAAAAUCAAGCAAAAAUCUCGAUGAUUACAUUGAUGAUGCUGAUGGUCCAUUACCCCUCGGACAUUCCAGUUAUCAUCGCAAGGAGAAUCUAACCGAUAAACAAAAAUACAUUGAAUAUUCCAGCAAAUCUAAGCCAUUGCCAACAAAAAGUUAUGCCCAUGAAGAGGUCCAACGUUAUGGUGGCAAACACCGUUAUGUUGACCCGGCUGAUUUACCAUUUGAACAAAAUACCAGCAGUUCCGGAAAAUAUGGUAACUCCUAUCAUCGUGAAUCCAAUUCACCCGAACACUCUGAAUUAAGUCAUCGUACUGCCGAACGUCCUGGUGCCAGAACCCAUGAACGUCGUGAGACCGAAAGAUUAAGACAUCGUUCACAUGAACGUGAUCCUGAACCAGAACAUCAUUCAUCACGUGGCGAUAGGGAACAUUUGUCACGCAGCAAAGAACGUAACCCCUACAGGGAACCGGAAAGUAUUCCCUACAUUGAAAGUAUGGAGAAACUAAUGAAGUCCACUGCCAUGCGUUAUAAAUCGUACGAUAACAGUGCCGAUAUAAAUGUACCACGGUCAAAGGAACCUCUGCAGAGUAAACUGAGUCAACGCAGCAAAACCCAUUCACAUCACGAUGAGGACCCUGAUUUCAGUUAUAACAAUGGCUAUCCUGCCCAUGGCCACAGGUCGGCAGUUCGUGCUGAAUAUGAAAGCUCCUCGAACAAGGAUCGUUUCAAAGAUGCCAAGGAUAAAUUCCGUUCCAUGGAAAGGUCGGGAAGAUCAGGUUAUGAUAUGCCCGAUGAAAAAGAACCCCUAGAAUAUAAAUCCCGUCAAAGGGGUCCUUCCACUACACCGGAACACACAACACGACCCUAUGACGAUUGGAGUGAUGAGGAGCAUGUAUAUGAUAGUCCACCACCAGAGUUUCGUUCACGUUCCCGAUCACGUGAUCAAUGGUUGGAUCAUGGUAGAUCAAAGGCAGCACCACAACAGGUCUUACCACACCUAGAGGUGGGAGGACGUGGUGGUCACAUGCGUGGCGAUACUCGUAAUCGGGAUCCAUCUUCCAAACGGGGUGAAUCACGUAAUCGCUUGGAUAGUGGUGAAUACCGAGAUGAUAUUCCACCACCUUCAUCACGUUAUCGUGAUGAAAUGCCACCACAAUCGGCACGUUAUCGUGAGGAGCGUAUACGUGAUCAUUCACGGGAAUAUUCCAGCAGGCGUGAUUACACACCGGAAAGAGGUCAUCAACAGCGCAUCGAAUCAUCACAUUAUCCAGCACCAGCCAAUGGUAAAGUUUCGCCACCCGGCAGUGGUUUGGGUAUGCCAACAUCAGCGGCGCAACAUGGUGGCAAAGGUAGCAGCAGUGUCGGAGGUGGUGGUGGCGGCAUAUCGAGCAUGGCAAAAGGUUAUCGUCAUAGUUAUGCUGAACCGGUAUUUUCACGAUCAGCUGGUCGUGUGGGUCUAGCAGCAGUUAAUCCUUAUUAA
Molecule: messenger RNA, 2979 nt
Organism: Musca vetustissima
Lineage: Eukaryota; Metazoa; Arthropoda; Insecta; Diptera; Muscidae
Exons: 4
Coding region: 52-2979 (975 amino acids)
Source: RefSeq, a predicted model, not a curated record